CUGAUGAAGGCCCUUUAGAGGAUGCAGACCUGUCACCACACAGUGACCUGUCCACUGAAGAGAUGCCAACGGAGGACAGUAAAACUACUGACACAGAGGAGAGUCCAGAGGGAGAAAAAGUUGAAGAGGAGGAGACUGCAGUAGCUGAGAACUCCACCGAGGAACAAGGUGAUAACAACGAAGAUGUUACUAAAACCACAGAGGAACAAGGUGAUAACAACGAAGAUAUUACUAAAAUCACUGAGGAACAAGGUGAUAACAAGGAAGAUAUUACUAAAACCACAGAGGAACAAGGUGAUAACAACGAAGAUGUUACUAAAACCACAGAGGAACAAGGUGAUAACAACGAAGAUAUUACUAAAACCACAGAGGAACAAGGUGAUAACAACGAAGAUAUUACUAAAACCACAGAGGAACAAGGUGAUAACAACGAAGAUGUUACUAAAACCACAGAGGAACAAGGUGAUAACAACGAAGAUAUUACUAAAAUCACAGAGGAACAAGGUGAUAACAACGAAGAUGUUACUAAGAGGAUUACCACAGAGGAACAAGGUGAUAACAACGAAGAUAUUACUAAAACCACAGAGGAACAAGGUGAUAACAACGAAGAUGUUACUAAAACCACAGAGGAACAAGGUGAUAACAACGAAGAUGUUACUAAAACCACUGAGGAACAAGGUGAUAACAACGAAGAUGUUACUAAAACCACAGAGGAACAAGGUGAUAACAACGAAGAUGUUACUAAAACCACAGAGGAACAAGGUGAUAACAACGAAGAUGUUACUAAGAGGAUUACCACAGAGGAACACGCUGAUAACAAGGAAGAUGUUACUAAAACCACCGAGGAACAAGGUGAGAACAAGGAAGAUAUUACUAAGAGGAUUACCACAGAGGAACAAGGUGAUAACAACGAAGAUAUUACUAAAACCACAGAGGAGGACUCAGACAGUGUGGUUGGUGAGAAGAGCCUGGAGACCAAGCUACAGGGAAGUCUGGAGAACCUGGUCCUGGAGAAAUGAAGGAUGGAGAGGGGAAGGGGAGAGAGAAGGAGUAGGAUGAGGCACCGGAUAAAGCUGAGGAGGUUGGAGAAGCAGGGGAUGACGGUCCAUCUUCAACAGAUGGAAAAUAGUAGAAAGAGAAAGUGGAUAGAGGAAGACGAGAUGAAUCGUACCAUGUGGAAAAGAAAGAUGAGGAGGAAGUAGACAAGGAACCUGGAACUGAGACAGAUUCUGAGACAGAGGAGGGAGGAAGUAGAUAAGGAACCUGGAACUGAGACAGAUUCUGAGACAGAGGAGGGAGGAAGUAGAUAAGGAACCUGGAACUGAGACAGGAUAGAGAUAGAUAGAGAGGUGAUCCUUCAGAGACAGGAGAAGAUAGAGGUGAUCCUUCAGAGACAGGAGAAGAUAGAGAGGUGAUCCUUCAGAGACAGGAGAAGAUAGAGAGGUGAUCCUUCAGAGACAGGAGAAGAUAGAGAGGUGAACCUUCAGAGACAGGAGAAGAUAGAGAGGUGAACCUUCAGAGACAGGAGAAGAUAGAGAGGUGAACCUUCAGAGACAGGAGAAGAUUCUGAGGUGAACCUUCAGAGACAGGAGAAGAUAGAGAGGUGAACCUUCAGAGACAGGAGAAGAUAGAGAGGAGAACCUUCAGACAGGAGAAGAUAGAGAGGUGAACCUUCAGAGACAGGAGAAGAUAGAGAGGUGAACCUUCAGAGACAGGAGAAGAUAGAGGUGAACCUUCAGAGACAGGAGAAGAUAGAGAGGUGAACCUUCAGAGACAGGAGAAGAUAGAGAGGUGAACCUUCAGAGACAGGAGAAGAUAGAGAGGUGAAGAGAGAGAAGGAUGAUGCAACUACUUUUUACUUUUUUAAAGAUACCAAAACAGACAAGUCUGCAAAGGAGAAAGGAGAGGGGGGUGACAAAGAGGAGAGAAAUGGGGAGGGAGAAUCAUCAGAAGAGGAAGAAACAGGGAGAGAGACCUGGGCCCAGAGACCGGAGACCCGAGACCCGAGACCCGAGACCAGGUAAAAGGUUCCAAUGAGAAGAUCAAAGCAACAAAGAGGAGUUGGACGUGUUGUUUAAGAAAAGCCUUAAGGGAGAAGGGUGACAAGACUAGCAUGUAGGGAACAAAGAAACAUAUCACUAUAAUCCACCACAACAACACAAUAUUACAUUAUCAGGGUUCUUAAUUAACAGGAUUUUUAAACAUUUUCUUAACAAUGUGGUGCUGCUGAGCAAAGUGCCUCUCUUACGUUCUUCGAGGGGAAUAUCCUGGAUAUCAUGUGGGAUUAUAUGUGGGAUUAUAUGUGGGAUUAUAUGUGACUGGUUGUUUAGCUACAUAGGGUACACAGCUAUAGGGGAGUCUCUAUUUGAAGUAUAGUGUAAAUCAUUAUUUAUAUGUGGGAUUAUAUGUGACUGGUUGUUUAGUUACAUAGGGGUACACAGCUAUAGGGGAGUCUCUAUUUGAAGUAUAGUGUAAAUCAUUAUUUAUAUGUGGGAUUAUACGUGGGAUUAUAUGUGA
Messenger RNA from Oncorhynchus gorbuscha (pink salmon), 2517 nucleotides. RefSeq lists its product as uncharacterized. The coding region runs from base 63 to 1019 and encodes 318 amino acids. Lineage: Eukaryota; Metazoa; Chordata; Actinopteri; Salmoniformes; Salmonidae. The record is from RefSeq and is a predicted model, not a curated record. The transcript is spliced from 2 exons.